AGAGAGAGAGAGAGAGUGUGUGUGUGUGUGUGUGUGUGUGUGUGUGUGUUUGACAGCCAAGAUAAAAGUGAGAGGACAGCAGCAUCUGAAACAAGAGAACAAUAGAACAAUGGAGCCACAAGAGAUCAGAGAGGGGUACUUGGUGAAAAAGGGUACCGUGCUGAACUCCUGGAGUGCAGUGUGGGCGGUGCUGUCAGACGACGGGUUGGAGUUCUAUAAAAAGAAAACAGACCGCUCCCCAAAAGGAAUGAUCCCGCUAAAGGGAGCAGCGCUCGUCAGCCCUUGUCAGGAUUUCAGCAAGAGGAUGCUGGUGUUCAAGAUCACCACGGAGAAGAAGCAGGAUCACUUCUUCCAAGCUUCACACGUGGAGGAGAGAGAGGCUUGGGUCAAGGACAUCAAAAGAGCCAUCGACUGUCUGCGAGGGGGGAAGAAGUUCGCACGGCGGUCCACGAGACGCUCCAUCCGCCUUCCUGAAAAAGUCAACCUCAAUGAGCUGUACGUGCUGAUGAAAGACCAGGACGACGGAGUGAAGGAGUUAAAACUGGAACAGGAAAAUCGAGUCUUCAACCACUGCUUCACCGGUGCAACAGUGGUGGAGUGGUUGAUUUCAAAGGCGAAAGCAAGGAAUAGACCUGAGGCUCUCUUGUUAGCGACAGGACUUCUUAAUGAGGGCUUCCUUCAGCCUGCAGGUGACAUGUCCAAAGAGGGAGCUGAGAGUCCAGAGCAGUCGGUCUUCUUAGAUGACACCAAAGCUCUUUACUACUUUGCAGACAGCGGUUUCUUCUGUGAAGGUUACUCCAGUGACGAAGACGUGCUUCUGAAGGAGGAGUUCAGAGGGAACAUCGUAAAGCAGGGCUAUUUAGUCAAACAGGGCCAUCGGAGAAAAAACUGGAAGGUCCGAAAGUUCAUACUGCGUGACGACCCUGCUUAUAUUCAUUAUUAUGAUCCUACGAAGGAAGACGACCCUCUGGGCUCGGUCCACCUCCGUGGGGCUGUGGUCACAGCUGUGGAGUUUGUGCCUGAAGCCAAAAAACAUGACAUCGAUGGAAACCUCUUUGAGAUCAUCACCUCAGAUGAGACUCACUACUUCCUUCAAGCCGCAACAGCCGAAGAAAGAAAAGAGUGGAUCAAAGCAAUACAGGCAGUGUCAAAAAGUGGAAAAUAACAAGAGCAGUGGAGCAGCAGGGGAACAUCUGCCAGCCAGAGUUAUAAUAACUGAAUAACUGUAGUGCAUUUGUGCUGUUUUCUUUCUGCAUCAGCCAGUUUAUCCUUCCAUCCCUCACACCAUCAAAACAUAGAACAUCAUGUCCUUCUGCACAGUUUAAUUAGAAAUUCAAGUUUCAAGCUUUUUCAACAGAUUCCUGAUAAUAUCACAGCUCACAAACCAUGGCACAUGCAAUUAAAUUAGUGACGUCAACUGACCAAAAUUAAUCCGAACACAAUUAAUCCAAGAUUAAUCGCAUGGCUUGAGAACAUGAAAUCAAUAAGCAAAAAUCACAAAUUUAAUGUACAAAAUGGCUUUAUCUGAAUCUUUUAACUAAAAUGGAGCAGUUUCACAUCAGGAAACACUCACAAAUGUGGACUUCCAACCAUCCAAUAUUUUAAAUUUGAGCUGCCCAGUUCUCUUUUGGCAUUGAAUAAUCCAAAAUACAGGCGGCCGCAGAAGGCCAAUUUUAACAUUUUCAAGCUUAAAACAAAGAAUCUAAUCCUCAUAAUUCACCCAGAUUGCACAGGGAUGAAUAAAAAACAAUGACCCAAUGACAGUAAAAAAUAAGUUUUCUCUCUUAAUUAUUCUCUUUAAGCCACUUGCUGAAUGUAACCCUCAUUCUGCGAUAAUUACAAUUUGAAAGAAUCGAUUAUUGCCAGCCUUCCAUUAAUCAGUCUUGAUUAAUUUGAUUCAAACUGACAGCACUAAUUUAAAUGUAUCUAUAUAAACAGACAUAUGCAGGAUUAUGAACAUGUGAAGCAGAUACGGACAGCUACUCCAUGGCUUAGUAAGUAACAGAAGUAAAAUGGAUUUGUGAGACUACCUGAAAGGCUAAAAGGAAGUAAAAGCCAAACCGAAGAAAAAGAAACUCUUUUCUUCUCUGUUUUGGUAUUUUCUUUCUUUUUCUUGUGGUGUGAAACUUAUUAUUUUAACCGUUCUACUGUGGUUUCUGUGUUUCAAAAGUUCAAUACUUCCAAGUAUCAUAUGAGAAACACCCACAUCCUGUGUGUGCGUGUGUGUGUGUGUGUGCGCGCGCGCGCGUGCGUAUGUGUGUGUGUGUGUGACUGAUCAGUACAGCAUUCAACCAAAAACAUUACUCACAGCAGAACUGACAGGAUUCUAAGUUGCGCAACAUAUUGUCAUUACUAUUGUGUCAAAGUUGUCUUUGUUUUUUUGCAGUGAGUUUUUAUCCAAAGAAAUAGGAUUUGUUCAGUAUACAGGAAACAGUUUGUCUUGUCAACAGUCUCUUGUUCAUCUCCCGAAUUUUUUUCUCUAAAUGGGCAACAAAAUUCAAAAUGGCUUUUUUUUUUUUUUUUUUGAUGUAGCAGAAUUGGUCCGUCUUAACAUGUAUUACUUUUCAAUUAAAUUGUAAUUAAAUGCAGUUCCUGCAAAAAAUAGCAUUUCAUGCUGGAAAGAAAUUGACUGAACUGCUUCCAAUAUUUUAACACGGAUGAACACAGAAAAUCAGCCUGGAAGGUUUUCUUUUUUUUUCCCCACUAUUUUGCAAAUUCACAAAUUUGUCCGGUUGAUUGACGACACAAUUUGAUGACAAACCUGAGCACAAAGUAUGUUUGAUUUCUGCCUGUCAACACAGUUUUCUUUUAUAAAAGUGAAUGCUUUUUUUUUUACACAUUGACUUUUUUUCACCAAUCAGACAUGCUUUGACCAAUCAGCCACUUGAGACAGGAAGUCAGUGACAAUAUUUAGACUUAAUGGUCAUCGAGCAAUUACACUUCUCACCUUGUGAAGGGAUCCUUUAUGAAUGCAUUUCCCCUUUGACCAUUUAUAAAAGACAUGCACAAGCUGAACACAGCACAACCUUUUUGAUCAUUGCUUGGGUUUUCUUAUUGUAAAUGUAUAUUUCUGCUUCACUGUGUGUUGCUCCAGAAGGACUUGAAGAAAUGCCUCCGUGCAUGUGUGUGUGCAUGUAUCUUUCAACAGCUUUUUUUUUUCCCCCCCUUUCAACAGCUUUUCAUCACAUGUAAUCAGAGGAUUGCAGGUCAGGGUCAGUGGUUGCCAUGGACAGCAGUUUGAAACUCAGUGGUAUAUUGUGCUGUAAUAAUGACUCAUUCUUCAGAAACAAACAGACAAACGAUCAAUUUGAAAAAAUAUCUCAGCUGAUAGUAUUAGAUCGAAGCUGCAGAUAAAGCACUAUGGAUUUUUCACAUCUCUGUGAUGAUCUAUUAAAGCGAGGAGGUCAGAAAGACCGUUCCUGUUUGGUUGUCUCUCAAAUAUUGUCAACUCAAAAUGAAUGGCAGUCCACUGGAUUUAACAGAAAGCUGCUCGUCUUAGAGACAUGAGAGUGGCACCAUGUGAAAGAGAACAGAAACAAUCGCGUUUAAUAAGAAAUUUUCUUGCGUUUUAGUGACAAUUGUGGCCUCUAACAUCAUUUUUUUGAACACUGGUUGAUACUCUCAAGUAGAGAGUGUGAAAGAACUUAAAGUGUCAGGAAAACAGUAAUAAUAAUCAUGUUUGUAUCAAUAUUAAUAAUGAAAGUAAACACAGCAAUAGUGAUCGGUGUAUUACAUUAAAGUUAUUAUUUUACACUACUUGCAUGGUAAAGGUCAGACUGUGCCUGUUUUGUGUAUUUUACAGUUAAAACACAAGAGGGCAGUGCACAUCUGCUGAAAACUGCUUUCAUUUGUUGCAGCAGUCAAUUCACCACUAUGUGAAUGAUACGUGGAAACUAUAAGGAACACAUUUUUUCACUGUUUGGUUUGAUUUGAUGUGAUUUCAUGUCAUUUCUUGCAUGUUAAAUGUAAUAACUCUAUGGCUUAAAUAGUCAUUAAUAAUCUGAGUGUCCUUGUUUAAAGAUGCAGAGUAUUAACCAUGAUUACAUUAGUUAUAUUUAUUUGAUAGAAGAUAGAAGCACCGUCAUUUAAUGUAGUAUUGUCACAUUCCUUCAACUUCAGUUGUAAUUAUGUAAUUAUCAAACAAUAGCAUCUUAAUAUCGCUGAAAUAAGUUACAAAGUUGCACUUUUUUUAAUGGCACCUUCAUAUAAAAAUCCACAUUUUGCUCGUCAUUUAUAUUUGUGAUAUGCACAGUGUUAUGGAAAAGCUGUUUUGGAUCACAGAAAACAAAACAGACACUGACAAAUAGUUCUAAAUCGACAUGUAAAGACCACAAAACAAAAUAAAUAAUUCAAUGAAAACGCAUUAUUGUCGCUGUGUAAGACCAGUAAAGGAGAGGUGGAGGCAGAUAAAACACAUCACAAAGACGCAAACGUUUUCAAUAAAGGUGCGAAACAUUUGAUCUGCUAGAUGGGAGAAAAGCAGCCCACGCACUUCACAUCAUUUCGGCAGAGCUGACACGUGAGUGGGUAUGUAUAUAGUACAGCUACCAAAGCAACGACUGAAAGAACAAUAAGUAAGCAACAACAAUAACACAAUUUAGAUUUUCAGUUCCCAUAAAGUUGGUGUAGUGUGUUAAAUGUGGAAAAAAAACUGAAACAAAGAUUCAUCAGACCUCAAAACACUUCUUCAGUUCUCAGAACUUGUCUUGAUUGUUUUCACAAAUACCGUCUUCUUUGUUAAAUCAUUUUUAACCAGCAUUUCUGGAUUGCAUGGUAACAUCUGUGCCCAGACCGUGAUUCUGGAAGAGCCCACAUGGUUAGGUGCAGCAGGGAAUCAUUUCUGCUUUAACAUCAGUGUUGCUGGAAGCCUCGAGGAUCCUCAAACAUCUGUCAAAACAUCAUCCUUCAACAUUUUCUGUCUUGGCCAGGCUUCAUUUGAAAAAGAGAUGGUUAAAUAAAGGCUCAAAUAAAAUUUUAAAAAUUAAGUUUUGACCGUCUUUUGACUUCCAGAAUCUCUUGAGGAUUUGAUGGCAGGUUUUUGUAUAGUCUUUAAUUUUUAGAUAAUUUGUGGCUGACUAAAAAAAUCUCAGCAUCUGGGAGGCCACGCUUCUCUGAAAAUCUCCUUCAAUACGCAUCCAUGUUACUCGCCUGUGGCCAAUUCAAGUGAGUUGACAAGAGGUCCCUCAGUUGUUCUUGAUUUGUGCCAAUUACUUCAGCUGCACCUGUUCUAACAUGCUGGGUUCGGAAUCAAAUUUACAGCGAAGCUGUUUUUUUCCAUAAAAUGGUCUCAUUUUUUGAGUCUGAGUUGCUGGGUAUUUCUUAUUGGGAAUCAAAUAUAAAUUUAUGGGAUUUGAAAAUUGCUGCAUUCUGUCUUUAUGUGCAGGUAACAGAGAUAGUAGAUUUUUUUGGAAUUGGGGCUGUAAAUAGACUUAAUUUUUGCAUCUCGCAUGUGAACAAAACACACAAGAAAAUCUAACAGAGUGUCUGUGUGAGGACUGAUGAGUUCACAUAUCGAUGAAAUGAGAAGAUAUAACAAUAUUCUUUUCUCUUUUAUUGAUAAUAAUGCAUGAUCUUUUUUAGGUUGUUUUUAUUUCUUAAUUGACAUAAUGUUGGUAAAAAAGCAGGGAAAUUUGAAAUGCAGUGUUGGAAACGGAAAAAUCUUUUUAAUGAGCUACAUGUUGGAUCCAGCUGCUCUGAUUUUUUAUUAUGUUGCAGGUGAUCACAAAACAUGAUUGAGUCUCUUGAGCUACACCAUCUUUCAUAUGUUAAUCAUCAAGUAUAAAAGGCGAUAGUUUUUCCUUCAUUUGUAACAAGCUAAUUUUAUGCGGAUGUCAAUAAAAUCUCUUCAUAUACACUAUCAUAUACUGUACACUGCUUCUGAAAAGAAUUCACAGUGCUUCACUUUUUCCACCUGUCGUUAUGU
Salarias fasciatus (jewelled blenny) is the source of this 5923-nucleotide messenger RNA. RefSeq names its product pleckstrin (gene plek). Gene Ontology annotation, cellular component: plasma membrane. The transcript is spliced from 9 exons. The coding region runs from base 110 to 1165 and encodes 351 amino acids. NCBI's taxonomy places the organism in Eukaryota, Metazoa, Chordata, Actinopteri, Blenniiformes, Blenniidae. Gene Ontology annotation, biological process: actin cytoskeleton organization; intracellular signal transduction. The record is from RefSeq and is a predicted model, not a curated record.